CCUUAUAAACAGUUUCAUCUCAAACCCUAGGGUUUUCGUUCACUGCGAAAUCAGCACGGACUCGCAUUCUUAGUCUUAGCCGCAGAUCUCUGAGGGUUUGCAUCUUCUCCUGGUAAGUUUUGAAGAUGUAUACAUCAAGGAAGAAAAUCCACAAGGAUAAGGAUGCCGAGCCAACUGAGUUUGAAGAGUCAGUUGGGCAGGCACUGUUUGAUUUGGAAAACACCAACCAGGAGCUUAAAAGUGAUCUUAAGGAUCUAUACAUUAAUUCAGCCAUCCAAAUUGAUGUUUCUGGGAACCGCAAGGCUGUUGUCAUUCAUGUUCCAUACAGAUUAAGGAAAGGUUUCCGCAAGAUUCAUGUUAGGCUUGUUAGGGAGCUCGAGAAGAAGUUUAGUGGGAAGGAUGUUAUCUUGGUUGCCACCCGAAGGAUAUUGAGGCCACCAAAGAAGGGUUCUGCUGUUCAGCGACCACGCAGCCGAACUCUUACUGCUGUUCAUGAAGCAAUGCUGGAGGAUGUUGUAUUGCCUGCUGAGAUUGUUGGGAAGCGUGUGAGGUAUAGAAUUGAUGGAUCGAAGAUCAUGAAGGUUUUCUUGGACCCAAAGGAGAGAAACAACACUGAGUACAAGUUGGAGACAUUUGCUGCAGUGUACAGGAAGCUUUCGGGCAAAGAUGUUGUGUUUGAUUAUCCUGUCUCAGAGGCUUAGUUUUAUUAAUUGCAUAUGGAGUAUGCUUGUUAAAAUUUUGGUUACAAUUUGACUUUCGUUUUGGGAUUUUUCAAAGUACUAUUUGUGGUUUCAUCGAUGUAGUUUUGAGCUUUAUUAUAAUUAUAAAUCUGAAGUUCAUUUGA
Molecule: messenger RNA, 844 nt
Organism: Vigna angularis (adzuki bean)
Lineage: Eukaryota; Viridiplantae; Streptophyta; Magnoliopsida; Fabales; Fabaceae
Product: 40S ribosomal protein S7
Exons: 6
Coding region: 126-701 (191 amino acids)
Biological process (GO): ribosomal small subunit biogenesis; translation; rRNA processing
Cellular component (GO): ribosome; small-subunit processome; 90S preribosome
Molecular function (GO): structural constituent of ribosome
Source: RefSeq, a predicted model, not a curated record